Molecule: messenger RNA, 639 nt
Organism: Drosophila elegans
Lineage: Eukaryota; Metazoa; Arthropoda; Insecta; Diptera; Drosophilidae
Exons: 2
Coding region: 1-639 (212 amino acids)
Source: RefSeq, a predicted model, not a curated record
AUGAAAGCCAGUCAGUUCGGUUGGGUUUUUUUGGCUUCCGCUUUCAUUCGAUUGGCCAUCGAGGUGGUUGGAGAUCCCAACACCUUUUACACAGAAUACAGUUCCAGUCAAAAGAAAGCCUACGCUGUCAUAAAUAACAUCCAUAUUUUUGGGGAGUCAAACUACAUGAGGACGAAGACCUACAUCCACGAAGAUCGCAGCCAUUUCGAUGUAUAUGUCCAGUUGGUUAAUGAGCUGGGCAGCAACCAUCUGAUCAUCAACAUAAAGGUGCGAGUGAAGCCAGAAGGAGAUAGUGCUUUCGUGGAUCUCUUCGAAUUGCGUCGGAUCAACUUUUGCGAAUUCCUCAACGACUACAACUCAAAUCCGGUGAUACGAUAUAUGUUUAAGAAAAGCAUGAAGCUGAGCGACGUUAUCGUGUGCCCCGUACGCGUGGGAAACUAUUCCAUUCUAAACUCCGAUGUGGCCGGAAAUAUGCAAACGGAAGGGAUCCAGAAUGGCACCUACAAGUUCUUUGCCGAAAUUGUCGAGGAGAUGGGAGAGAUUGCCAAAGUAUUCGCCCUCCAAGUCACCUCGAGGGUCUACGUUGUAGACAAGGAUUCCAAAUGCAAGACCCGUAGAAAAGUUUUAGAAUGUGCUUAG